Messenger RNA from Culicoides brevitarsis, 1983 nucleotides. Its product is annotated as proton channel OtopLc-like. Gene Ontology annotation, biological process: proton transmembrane transport. Gene Ontology annotation, cellular component: membrane. NCBI's taxonomy places the organism in Eukaryota, Metazoa, Arthropoda, Insecta, Diptera, Ceratopogonidae. Gene Ontology annotation, molecular function: proton channel activity. The record is from RefSeq and is a predicted model, not a curated record. The transcript has 3 exons. The coding region runs from base 76 to 1983 and encodes 635 amino acids.
UUUGUAUCACAAAAUAAAUAAAAAGUGUAAAAUAAAUAUUUUCGCGUGUUAGUCAGCUGGUCCAGGCAGAAUACAAUGCAGAAACGACGACAAUCCGUGACGUUUGGUGACACCGGAAACAGUAUUACUUUGAAAGAAUCAUCAGAAGAGUCGUCUCCGCUUCAAAUGGUGCCAAAAUUACCGCAAGUUAGUUCAUCAUCGACACUCUUGACGAUUCCCGAGGAAAGCCACAACCACAAAAAUCUUGAAAAUAAUUCAAUCACAAUAAACAAGCCCGAUGUCACGCAUCAUGAAACUUCUGGAUCUCGUCGAGGAUCUCAUUUAUUGCCAUCUCUUCCGUCGUUCCACAAACUUUUCGCCUUCAAACAUGACGGAAACCAUCGGCCUAGUGAUGCAAGUGCUUAUUACACAGAUCGCAAGAACAAAGAACCAGCUGCCAUCGAAGCAAGACGCAAAAAUCGGAGAAAUGCAAAUGAUGCGUUAUCCACGGCGCUAUCCGCGUUAUAUGCUAAAUUCAUCGUUAUCUUGGGCAUUUCAUUGCCGUUAACGCAGAUCUUGUCUCAUCGCUUGUCGUCGGUGUUUUAUCAACUUUUUUAUCUGUUUUUGUACGUGGGAAGUUGUUGUUUCGUCGGGUUUGUUUACUUUUCGCGGAUUCGCAUGAAAUCGAGGAUACCAAUUGAGUCGGGAGCUAAUUCGAAGACGCAUGAGAGAUUUGGGUCGUUUUAUUUGAGAGUUGGCGCAAUGGCGUUCGGGAUCGGAGUGAUGGUUUAUUCGGGAUUGGAGUUUGGGCAGUAUUUUGAAACGAAAUCUGAUUCCAACUGUGAUAGCAUAUUUGUGGCUCUCAUACCUGGCAUGCGGAUGAUCCUGACUCUCACCCAGAUGCAAUUCAUCUUUUUGAACACAAGUGACUUUGACAUGGGCAACCACAAGGUCAUUUCACGCUUUGGCUUGAUGCAUCUUGUAGCUACCAACAUUUGCGAAUGGCUUUUCAUCCUCGUGGAAGAGACAAAACACGAAAUUCAUCACAUAACGCUGCACAAAAUGGAAAAUGUAACUGAUCUUCCGCAUUCGAACGAAGGUUGUGGUCGUACCAAAAUCAUGGGAAGGCUUGUUCAGGAUGUUUCUCCAUUUCUCUAUCCUUGUACCAUCGAAUAUUCGCUCAUUUGUGCCGUAAUUCUGUACGAAAUGUGGAAAAAAGUUAAAAGUUUACCGGAUAUCGAGCGAACAAGACGUGAUUCCAUGAAACCUGUUGAAGUGCGACCCAAAGGCAUUGUUCUCUCGGUUGAUUGUUCCCAUUCGCAUCGUGGCAUCUUCGCUGGCGUCAUAAUUUUCGUCCUUACAAUAAUUUCGAUGAUCAUGUAUUUUGUGCUUUACGACAUGCCCGGUUACGAAGCAGAUGCCAUUCAAGAAGUGUCGAUUUGUGAACUUAUAAUUUACAUUAUCACAAUAGCAGCGAUCGGUUUGGCGAUGUAUUCGAUGCGUGAUGUUAAAUAUUACCUCAAAUUAACGGGACAUCAUUCGAGCAAAGCGAACUUGGAUUGUACGUUACUCGUGGUCGCUCAAUUUGGCGCCUAUAUUUACUCGAUUUUCAGUAUUAUUGGGAAUUAUUUCGCGAUUGAGGAUGAAAUUUACGGAGGUCGAGUGGGAUUUGUCACGGAACUCAUGGGAAUUUUUCAAACGUCGUUGCAAACGUUAUUUAUUCUGAACAGCAGUUGGAGACGAUGUCGAGGAGCGACGCAGAAACGCAAGAAGCCGGGAAGAGAGACGGUUACUUUUUUGCUGAUUGUGAACAUGUGCAUGUGGCUCAUCAAUACGCUGAUCAAGGGAAGGGCGCAAUUUCGCCCGAAACAUUUUGAUUAUUUUGGAGUUUGGGCAUGGACGAUAAUUGUGCAUGUUUCGAUGCCGUUGUCGAUUUUCUAUAGAUUUCAUGCGUCUAUUUGUUUCUUCGAAAUAUGGAAAAAUACGUACAAAAAUAAUAAUUAA